GGCAUCGGCGCGUGCCCCCUCGCCCGCGCGGCGCUGCCCGGCACGCGGGGCGGGGGGGGCCAUGGACGGCGGCCGCCGCGGGACACAAAGGACGUUGCGGCGGCGGCGGGCGACGCGGCGCGGGGCCAUGGCGGCGGCGGCGGUGGCGGGGCCGGGCAUCGGCGGUGGCGGCGGCGGCCCGCGGUACAGCCUGCUGGCCGAGAUCGGCCGCGGCGCCUACGGCGUGGUGUACGAGGCGGUGUCGGGCCGCAGCGGCGCCCGUCUGGCGGUGAAGCGGAUCCGCUGCGACGCUCCCGAGAACGUGGAGCUGGCGCUGGCCGAGUUCUGGGCCCUGACGAGCCUCCGGCGGCAGCACCCCAACGUGGUGCGCUUUGAGGAGUGCGUCCUGCAGCGGCACGGCCUGGGGCAGCGCAUGAGCCACGGCAACAAGCGCAGCCAGCUCUACCUGCGCCUCGUCGAGACCUCCCUCAAAGGUGAGAGGAUCCUGGGCUAUGCAGAGGAACCUUGCUACCUGUGGUUUGUCAUGGAGUUCUGUGAAGGGGGAGACCUCAACCAGUACGUGCUGUCCCGAAGGCCUGACCCAGCCACCAACAAGAGCUUCAUGCUGCAGCUGACCAGUGCCAUUGCCUUCCUGCACAAGAACCACAUUGUCCACCGGGACCUGAAGCCAGACAACAUCCUGAUAACGGAGAAAUCUGGCACCCCUGUGCUCAAGGUGGCGGACUUUGGGCUGAGCAAGGUCUGUGCUGGCCUGACUGCUCGGGGCAAGGAGGGUGCGCAUGAGAACAAAAAUGUGAAUGUGAACAAGUACUGGCUGUCCUCAGCCUGUGGCUCUGACUUCUACAUGGCACCCGAGGUGUGGGAGGGGCACUACACUGCCAAGGCUGACAUCUUCGCCCUCGGCAUCAUCAUCUGGGCCAUGAUUGAGAGGAUCACUUUCAUUGACGCCGAGACCAAGAAGGAGCUGCUGGGGACUUACAUCAAGCAGGGGACCGAGAUUGUGCCCGUUGGGGAAGCGCUGCUAGAAAACCCAAAGAUGGAGCUGCACAUCCCUCAGAAACGCAGGACUUCCAUGUCUGAGGGGAUCAAGCAGCUCCUGAAAGACAUGUUGGCUGCUAACCCGCAGGAUCGACCUGAUGCCUUUGAGCUUGAAACCAGAAUGGACCAGGUUACAUGUGCUGCUUAAAUUCAGGGCAGGGCACCGCUGUGCUUUGCAGCUGGAUUUAUUUACCAGGGACCCAUAAUCUCCUUUAUUUACGUGCAACAAGGAAGUCAAAGAUAAGGGAAGAUGAUGAUACAGAAGAUCCCUGGUCUGCAGGAUCUCUGGCAAUGUGAAAUAUUUGGGUGUUACUUUUUGUG
Poecile atricapillus (Black-capped chickadee) is the source of this 1359-nucleotide messenger RNA. RefSeq names its product serine/threonine kinase 35 (gene STK35). Bases 62 to 1186 code for a protein of 374 amino acids. Gene Ontology annotation, cellular component: cytoplasm; autophagosome. NCBI's taxonomy places the organism in Eukaryota, Metazoa, Chordata, Aves, Passeriformes, Paridae. The transcript is spliced from 3 exons. Gene Ontology annotation, molecular function: ATP binding; protein serine/threonine kinase activity. The record is from RefSeq and is a predicted model, not a curated record. Gene Ontology annotation, biological process: axon extension; autophagy; autophagosome organization.